Messenger RNA from Humulus lupulus (European hop), 2455 nucleotides. RefSeq lists its product as uncharacterized. The transcript has 13 exons. Bases 809 to 2275 code for a protein of 488 amino acids. Lineage: Eukaryota; Viridiplantae; Streptophyta; Magnoliopsida; Rosales; Cannabaceae. The record is from RefSeq and is a predicted model, not a curated record.
UCUUUUUUAUUUUCUUAUUUUUUUUAAGGAAAAAGAAAAAAUAUUGUUAGGACAAGUGGGGUGCUGUGCCGUGAGCUGUGUUGUGUUCCAGUGGCUGCGGUUGUAUCUUCCUUCACUCAGCUAAAAUUUCUUAGCAAUUUUUUGUUUCCUUUGCCAAUUCUCUGACCCAGUACGGAGAAGAAACCCCUCCUCCUCUUCUCCGUAACGACUCUUUCUGGGUUUGGUCUUGGUGUUCUUUGUUUUUUGGCUGUCCUUUACAGCAAACAGCUAAAGGUCACAUUUUGUUGGUCCCUUAAGUCCUGUAAACCAAAAUUCCUUCACCCACGCCGCUUGAGAAUUUUUUCUUUUUCUUUUCAAAGGUCCCAUUUUUUGUUUUUUCUGAAAAUGGAGAAGAAAACCCAGAACCAAGAAAUUAGCUGUGAAAGUUUGGAGAUCUGGGAAAUUUUGGAUAUGCAAGUGGUGAUGGUGGGGGCCACCUGCUUUGAGUUUUAAAGGUCUUCUCUUCUCUAUAAUUUUCUUCCGAAAAAAGGGUUGCAGCUUUUUAGUAUGGUACUUUUCAGAGUAUUGGAUCUUGCUUGUAGACCUACACAAAAAUUUCCACUUUUUUCUCUGUAAGGUGUUGCUAACUCAAGCUCAAAGCUAAAAGCUUUUCUUGGUAUUUUACUGUUGGAAAUUUGGACUGGGGGAUACGAAAGGGCUCCCAAUUUGUGAAUGGCAGAGAAUUGACGUUGAAACAGAAGCUUUUUCUGGAAAAAAAUUUCCCUUUUCUUCUUAUUAAAAUUUUCAUGAUACAAAUUUCGAAAGCAAGAUGAUCGAUCAAUUCAUCAACUUUGUAAUUCGCCCGCCCAGGGCAGAGUAUAAUCCAGAUCAGUAUCUUUGGGAAAAUAAUUUUUCUCUUGCGGGAAGAACAUAUAAACGGCAAGACUUGGAGCUCAGGAAUGCAAGGGGCCAUGUGUUGCGAUGUAGUCAUUAUCUGCCUUCAGAUUUACCUGAAGAUGCUUCUCUUCCUUGUGUGAUAUACUGCCAUGGGAACAGUGGAUGCCGGGCAGAUGCAAAUGAGGCUGCUGUAAUUCUUCUUCCCUCAAAUAUCACUGUUUUCACUCUUGAUUUUUCGGGUUCAGGCUUAUCAGAUGGUGAUUAUGUUAGCCUUGGUUGGCAUGAGAGAGAUGAUCUCAAAAUUGUUGUAUCAUAUUUAAGAAGCAACAAACAAAUUUCACGCAUAGGUCUAUGGGGACGUUCCAUGGGUGCAGUUACCUGCCUUCUUUAUGGAGCAGAAGACCCUUCCAUAGCUGGAAUGGUGUUGGAUAGUGCAUUUUCAAAUUUAUACAAUCUGAUGAUGGAACUUGUAGAUGUGUACAAAAUCCGGCUUCCUAAAUUUACUAUUAAAAUGGCAGUGCAGUACAUGAGGCGGGUGAUUGAGAAGAAGGCAAAGUUUGAUAUUAUGGAUCUUAAUUGCGUACAGGUGGCACCCAAGACGUUCAUUCCUGCAUUAUUUGGACAUGCAAAGGAUGACAAAUUCAUCCAACCCCAACAUUCGAAUGUCAUCCAUAACUCAUAUGCGGGUGAUAAAAAUGUUAUUUACUUUGAUGGUGAUCACAACUCCUCUCGACCACAGUUCUUCUAUGAUUCAGUAUCCAUUUUCUUUUACAAUGUUCUCCACCCUCCACAAAUACCUUCUGUUACAUGUAAGCCUGAGAAAUAUUACGAUUUGGGGGAUUUGAAGGUUGGUGCUGGUAUGGAUGAGGGUUUGCUAUACGAGAUAAUCACUGGUGUUCGCUCUGUUGGUACUGAUGCAGCAAGUUCUUCUUCUGCUCCUCCCAUCAUCUCAACCACAGAAUCUGUGGAUAAACUUCUUUCUAAUAUUGCUCCAGUGGCUACUGACUCUGCACUUGAUGAGAUUAAUGCACUUAGCAGACGUGAAUCAUCACAAUUACAGGAGAAGCCAGACUCCCAAAAUGAAGAAUGUUGUUCGUAUACAAGCUCAAAUAGAGAAAGUUGGGGAAGAUGCUCAUCAUUGGGAGGCAGUGAUGAAGAAUCUUCUGCAGAUUGCACAGCUGCAGAAAAUGGUGAUCAGACCGUUAAGGUGUUCGCAACACCUCUUCGAAGUACCACGCAGCAGAAGUCAGUACCUGCAAAAGAGGAGAAGAAGAAGAAAGCGCCAACCGUUCCAAAGAAGCCCAAGAGUGAGAAACUUGAGAAGUUAGAGGCCCUUAGUAGACGACUACGUCUUUGCAUUCUUAAGAGAGUUAACCAUCGGAGACAUCGAUCUUCAUGAUUGUUUGUGUAGAUGAGAGUAUUUAACAUGACUGUUUGUGUAGGAGAAGAGGGUUCUUACCUUAGCUACUAAUGUUUUAUCUUGUCUUGUCAAUGUCAUCAAUGUAUUGCCCACCUUCCCUGUUUGGGUUUGAUCAUUUCAGUUUGGUCUUGUUUUAAGGUAUAUGGAUUCGGGUUUUAA